AUGGUACAAGCAUUUUAUGAUCACUUCAGUUGUGUAGUCGAACAUGAGGGUAAACAUUCGGAAUGGUUCCACAUUAAAUCAGGAGUCAGACAAGGGUGUGUAAUGUCUGGAUUCCUUUUCUUACUGGUUAUAGAUUGGACAAUGAAGCAAACAACACAGAAAAAGCGAGGUAUCAACUGGGGAAGACUAGAGGUAUUAGAAGAUCUUGAUUUUGCAGAUGAUAUUGCUCUCCUAUCAGCAACAAGAACACAGCUGCAAGCUAAAACAGAUUAUAUACAAAAGAUAGCUAAAACAACUGGCUUAGAAAUAAACAAGAAAAAGAGCAAAAUAAUGUGUGUAAAGGCAACAAACAUCCAGCCGAUCACAUUGAACAACGAAGAACUAGAGAUAGUAGACAGCUUCACAUACCUUGGAUCGGUCAUAGAUACCAACGACAAUGCAACAUCUGACAUAAGGAAUAGAAUUAAAAAAGCAAGAACAGCAUACUAUAAGCUAAGAAAAAUAUGGACAUCAAACCAAUACAGUAGAAACACCAAAAUGAAAAUUUAUAAAAGCAAUGUGAUAUCAGUGUUGCUAUAUAGGGCAGAAUGUUGGAAGAUAAGCAAGAGAGAUGGGGAUAGACUUAACACCUUCAACACCAGGAACUUGCGUAGAAUCUUUAAGAUAUUUUGGCCAACUAUGGUAUCCAACGCAGAACUGCUACAAAAAGCCAACAUGUGCAGCAUAACCAACACCAAUAAGAUCAGAAGAUGGAGUUGGAUAGGUCACAUCCUGAGGAUGGACCCUUGGAAUGAUUGUAGAAUCGCCUUGACAUGGACACCACCAGGAAAGAGAAAUGUAGGAAGACCAAAAGAAACUUGA
Mytilus trossulus (common blue mussel) is the source of this 861-nucleotide messenger RNA. RefSeq lists its product as uncharacterized. Lineage: Eukaryota; Metazoa; Mollusca; Bivalvia; Mytilida; Mytilidae. The coding region runs from base 1 to 861 and encodes 286 amino acids. The record is from RefSeq and is a predicted model, not a curated record. The transcript has a single exon.